This is a messenger RNA of Pseudocercospora fijiensis CIRAD86, 777 nucleotides long. RefSeq lists its product as uncharacterized. NCBI's taxonomy places the organism in Eukaryota, Fungi, Ascomycota, Dothideomycetes, Mycosphaerellales, Mycosphaerellaceae. The transcript has a single exon. Bases 1 to 777 code for a protein of 258 amino acids. The record is from RefSeq and is a predicted model, not a curated record.
AUGACUUUCCGCGCGAUACUCCUCGGCUUCCAGGGCUCCCCUCUCGUGCCUCAACUCGAAUACGUCAACGAGAGGAUGCUGUCCCUCGGCUGGGACUCCUACAUCUACCUGAUGCCCAGCGAGAGAAGCCGGGAAGCAGCCGCCAAGGAAAUGGAUGACGCCUUUCGCGAUUUACAGCUCCAUACCGACUCUGAAGAUGACAAGCUGGUGGUCUUUUACGCUGGAUACAUUUGCGGUGCGAUGGAUGCCACCGCUCCGAACCGAGCUGCGAUGUAUUGCCACAGCGAAAGCACCGACUCCGCGAACCGGUCCGAGGUCGUGAAUGUCAACAUGACUCCUCGAUUGCAGCGCUUGUGGAAUGAAAUGCCGAAUGAUGUGCUCUUGAUCAUGCAGACCCCUUGGAAUGCGGCGCCCUGUGCGGUCCCAACUGCGACCAUGCAGAUGUGGGGUCUCCUGAAGCCAGAGGAACACGAAGGUCGAAAUGUGCAAAUGAUGUCCAUACUCUACGAGGAUUCGCGGGCGCCGAGACCUGUUGCCGUCCAUCCAGCUUACACGGCUCCACCUCCGCUUCAUCUUCGGGAACCUGGAUGGGAUAUCGGCGACAGAUUGGUGACAUUUGCGCGUCGAGGCGACUCUGUUCGACAACUCUUCGAGGAGCUGUAUCAGAAUUGGCUCAAAUGGCAGACGAGUGCAACUGUCGGUAUUGAACGGAGCCAAAUACUUGUCAACACGCUUUGUGGCGACUCAGCGUUCUUUCGACUGACAAGCAGUGGCUGA